Molecule: messenger RNA, 1080 nt
Organism: Aureobasidium melanogenum CBS 110374
Lineage: Eukaryota; Fungi; Ascomycota; Dothideomycetes; Dothideales; Saccotheciaceae
Exons: 1
Coding region: 1-1080 (359 amino acids)
Biological process (GO): sphingosine biosynthetic process
Cellular component (GO): membrane; intracellular membrane-bounded organelle; cytoplasm
Source: RefSeq, a predicted model, not a curated record
AUGACAUCUGCUCGUCAUGUCGUCGUUUCAACAGCCUCCGGGACUGGCCAAGCACAAUCCUUCUACGAAUCACAUCUGACCGACACUUUCAAAUCUCUUGGUUUCAAAGAAGGAGAACAUUUCUUUGUGCAUUUCACAAAAUCUGAAGAUACCAUUACUGAACUCACAAGAAAUGUCUUCUUACCCGCUGCAAACGCUGGAGCUGUACUUUCCAUCAUCUUGCUAAGCGGUGAUGGAGGUGUCGUGGAUAUUAUCAAUGCUGUUCUGACUUCCUCACGAAGUCCUGAUUUUGCUUGUCCUGAGAUCACUUUACUGCCGCUGGGUACUGGAAAUGCAUUGGCAAACUCUCUCGGAAUUACCGCAGACGACAGCAUGGGAUUGUCAACCUUGAUGCAAGGAAAAUCGCGACCUGUACCAAUUCUCCGUACCACUUUCUCUACGGGCUCAAGGCUCCUUAUCCACGAAGGCAGUGAGGAGGCAGAGCUCUUCAACCAUAAAGGCAAGCCAACGAUAUGGGGUGCUGUGGUGUGCAGUUGGGGCAUGCAUGCCUCGCUCGUGGCCGACAGCGACACGACCGAGUAUCGCAAACACGGUGUUGAGCGCUUCCAAAUGGCAGCUAAAGCAGCUCUCUAUCCCGAAGAUGGAUCACCACCGCACAAGUAUCGCGGUCGUGUCUCUAUUCUUCGCGACUCGGAAUGGCAUGAGCUGGACGAAAAAGAGCAUGCAUACGUUCUGGCAACUUUUGUCUCCAACCUCGAAAAGAACUUUACCAUUUCACCUGCAUCGAAACCUCUUGACGGAAAGUUGAGGUUGAUACAUUUUGGUCCCAUGUCUGGCGACGAAGUCAUGGCAAUCAUGACAGAGGCGUACAAAGAGGGUAACCAUGUCAAUGACGACAGAGUUCGCUACGAAGAAAUUGAUGGUUUGAGAAUAGCAUUCGACGACUCAGAGGAGGACGGUCGUUGGAGAAGGAUCUGCGUCGAUGGCAAGAUCAUUCGUGUUGAAAAGGGAGGCUGGGUUGAACUUGUCAAGGAGAACACCCAUGUUCUUGACAUCGUUUGCAGUGCUGAAUAUGUCUGA